Molecule: messenger RNA, 1708 nt
Organism: Pocillopora damicornis (cauliflower coral)
Lineage: Eukaryota; Metazoa; Cnidaria; Anthozoa; Scleractinia; Pocilloporidae
Product: protoheme IX farnesyltransferase, mitochondrial
Biological process (GO): heme A biosynthetic process
Cellular component (GO): mitochondrion; mitochondrial membrane
Molecular function (GO): protoheme IX farnesyltransferase activity
Source: RefSeq, a predicted model, not a curated record
CAACCGCUGAUUUCUUGCCGUUUCUAAUAUGAAACGUGCAAUUAAACAUGGCGGCCAGUAUUAGCCGCAAAAUGACCAAGUUAUGAUGAACUCUCGUCUUCUGUUGUGUCGUGCCUGUUCGCUGCAUCGAGCCGUGGUCUUCUACCGGCAUGUCUCUAAUUCCAACAAGCCCAGUCUCCGUUGGUUGCAUCAAUAUAAAGCACGAUUCUCGAGAGUCAAGCCUAAAGAACGUCUUCUGAGUGAUUCGUAUGGCCAGCCUAAAAGUACUAAUGCUUGUCAAAGCAAGCCAAAGUCAACUUCAGUGGCACUGAUUGGAAAGACAACAUGUGGUGUAGAGGCCCAGGAAAGUCUCUCUCAUGUAGAGGAGAAGAGCGAUGACACAGAGGAGGAGUGGGUGGAACAGAAAAUUGAUUGGAAAAAAUUGCCAAGACAGUACAUGCAGCUGUCAAAGAUCAGACUAACAGGUCUUGUGGUAAUCACAGAAAUGGCUGGGUAUGCCAUUGCACCAGGGGCCAUGAAUCUUAGUACUUUUCUUUGGGCUGGACUAGGAACAGGCCUCUGUUCAUCAUCGGCAAAUGCAUUUAACCAGUGGCUAGAAGUUCCUUUUGACUCACAAAUGAGCCGCACACAAAACCGUGUUCUUGUCAGGGCCCGUUUGAGCCCUCUUCAUGUGGUGCUGUUUGCCAUGGCAACUGGUGUAAUGGGUGUUUCUGUAUUAACCAGUCAAGUCAAUGGAUUAACUGCUGCCCUGGGGGCAGCCACCCUGAUACUCUACACAUCUGUCUACACCCCUAUGAAGCGUCUGAGUAUUGUGAAUACUUGGGUGGGGUCAGUAGUGGGAGCAUUGCCCCCCCUGAUGGGUUGGGCUGCUUGUACUGGAGGAAUAGAUGCUGGUGGAUUAGUGUUGGCAGGAAUUUUGUACUCUUGGCAGUUUCCACAUUUUAAUGCUUUGAGCUGGAAUCUCAGAGCUGAUUAUUCAAGAGCUGGUUAUCGCAUGAUGUGUGUAACAAAUGCACCCCUGUGCAGACGGGUGACACUGAGACACUGUUUAGCAUUGGUUGGUCUUACAACACUUCUACCAGCAUGUGGAGUCACAACAUGGUGGCUGGCUUUAGACUCUUUACCACUUAACUUUUGGAAUACUUAUUUAGGAUAUCAGUUUUAUAAAGACUCAGAUUCAAGGUCUGCAAGGAAACUUUUUCGGUUUAGUCUGAUUUACCUCCCAAUCCUCAUGCUUCUGAUUCUGUUUCACAAAAAGCCAAGGACAACGCAGGAAGAGGGAAUUGUUCAAGUGACAUAGCCAGCUUCUCUCCCUCCAUGAAGUUUUUAUCACACAAAUGUCAAGUCUUGAGGUCCAGAGAGGAAAAUGAGGGUAACCUUGUUUGCCAACUUUGUUUUGGGUCUUCAUCACUGAUGAAGUUGUUCUGACCUCUUGUAGUAUGUUUGUGGUAAGAAAGUGGUCCAUGUUAGAGGGGCUUCCACCAAUUGGUGUGGCUGAUGAAGCAGUUUUAGAGUGUUAAUUUGUCAAUAAGAUGUUCUAGACACAAAUUACAUUUAUUUAAGACAAGAUUGACUUCUUUAAAACAAUUUCAUGGCCUCCCUGCAAGAUAGUGUUUGGCAUGCACUAUUCAUGUUUUUUACAGAGAACUACAACUAGUGGCAGUGUUGGGCUUGCAUAAUGCGUACAUAAUUCAUUUUUUCCCUCAGA